GCCCAUUUGAGAAAGCCUCACAUUUCAGGGCGUGGUCAUAGACGCAAGUACGAUAGGGGCGUGUCCUUUCAGGAUCUGACGCGCCUUCCAGUUCACUCAGGCAGUCGUCAGGCGGGCGGAGUGGACGGUUGUUUUGUUUUUCUCUUCGGAUUAAGGUUUCAGAGGAAAUUUCCAGCAGAGACCCUUCCAGCAGAAGACAGACAUGUUUAACCUAAGGACUUGUGCCUCUAAACUCCGGCCUUUAACGGCCUCCCAGACUAUACGAUCCCUUAAACACAACAGGCCUGCGGCCCCCAGGACGUUUCAGCAGUUCAGGUGCCUCAGUACACCUGUGGCCGCAGAGCCUUUUCUCAGUGGGACUAACUCCAACUAUGUGGAGGAAAUGUACUAUGCUUGGCUAGAGAACCCUAAGAGUGUCCAUAAGUCAUGGGACAUCUUCUUCAGGAAUGCAAAUGCAGGCGCAUCCCCCGGUGCAGCUUACCAAAGUCCCCCGUCUCUUGGGAGCAGUCUGUCCACCCUUACCCAGGCUCAGUCAUUGCUCCAUGCCCAGCCUAAUGUAGACAAGCUUGUGGAGGAUCAUCUCGCUGUACAAUCUCUCAUACGUGCCUAUCAGAUCCGUGGGCACCAUGUUGCUCAGCUUGACCCACUUGGCAUUCUGGAUGCAGAUCUGGACUCGUGCGUGCCAGCAGAUAUUGUCACGUCCUCAGACAAACUCGACCUGCAAGCAUUCAUGGAGCGACUGCGUGUUCUCACUGUGGGAGGCUUUUAUGGGCUGCAGGAAUCUGACCUGGAUAAAGUCUUCCAUCUCCCGACCACUACGUUCAUUGGAGGCAAUGAGAUGGCUCUGCCCCUGAGAGAGAUCAUCCGAAGGCUGGAGAAUGCAUACUGCCAGCACAUCGGAGUGGAAUUUAUGUUUAUAAAUGAUCUGGAACAAUGUCAGUGGAUAAGGCAGAAGUUUGAGGCCCCAGGAAUCAUGCAGUUUAAUAAUGAAGAGAAGAGGACCCUGCUUGCCAGGCUGGUUAGAUCUACCAGGUUUGAAGAGUUUCUCCAUCGCAAGUGGUCUUCUGAGAAACGCUUUGGUUUGGAGGGCUGUGAAGUCUUGAUACCUGCUCUGAAAACCAUCAUUGAUAAAUCGAGUGGGAAUGGGGUGGAUUAUGUCAUUAUGGGGAUGCCUCACAGGGGCCGAUUGAAUGUGCUGGCCAAUGUGAUUAGGAAAGAAUUGGAGCAGAUUUUCUGUCAGUUUGAUUCCAAACUGGAAGCUACAGAUGAGGGCUCUGGAGAUGUUAAGUACCACCUGGGAAUGUAUCACAGGAGGAUAAACCGAGUGACUGACCGAAACAUCACCCUGUCCUUGGUGGCCAACCCCUCCCAUCUGGAGGCAGCAGACCCUGUGGUCCAGGGAAAGACCAAAGCUGAGCAGUUCUACUGUGGAGACACCGAGGGCAAAAAGGUGAUGGCCAUCCUUUUGCAUGGUGAUGCUGCAUUUGCUGGACAGGGCAUUGUAUACGAGACCUUUCACCUUAGUGACCUCCCAUCCCACACUACACAUGGCACUGUACACGUGGUGGUGAACAAUCAGAUUGGUUUCACCACUGACCCUCGAAUGGCUCGCUCCUCCCCCUACCCAACGGAUGUGGCCAGAGUGGUGAAUGCCCCCAUCUUCCAUGUCAAUGCAGAUGACCCUGAAGCUGUGAUGUAUGUUUGUAAUGUGGCUGCUGAAUGGCGAAGCACCUUCCACAAGGAUGUCGUGGUAGAUCUGGUUUGUUACCGUAGGAAUGGUCACAAUGAAAUGGAUGAGCCCAUGUUCACCCAGCCGCUCAUGUACAAGCAGAUUCGUAAGCAGAAGGCCGUGCUACAGAAAUACGCAGAGACCCUCAUCUCUCAAGGAGUGGUCAACCAACUGGAAUACGAGGAGGAAAUUUCAAAAUAUGACAAGAUUUGUGAGGAGGCGUUUGCCCGAUCUAAAGAUGAAAAGAUCCUCCAUAUCAAGCACUGGCUGGACUCCCCCUGGCCUGGUUUUUUCACCCUGGAUGGGCAGCCCCGCAGCAUGACCUGCCCUUCUACUGGGCUCACUGAGGAGGAUCUGACGCACAUUGGAAAUGUGGCCAGCUCUGUGCCUGUGGAGGAUUUCAUGAUCCAUGGAGGUCUCAGCCGUAUACUCAAAGGCCGCGGGGAGAUGGUAAAGAACAGGACUGUGGAUUGGGCCCUUGCAGAGUACAUGGCAUUGGGUUCCUUGCUUAAAGAAGGCAUUCACAUCCGACUGAGUGGGCAGGAUGUAGAGAGAGGCACCUUCAGUCACCGUCACCAUGUGUUGCAUGAUCAGAAUGUGGACAAGAGGACAUGUAUCCCAAUGAAUCACCUGUGGCCUAACCAGGCUCCUUACACUGUGUGCAACAGCUCCUUGUCUGAAUAUGGGGUGCUUGGGUUUGAACUGGGAUUUGCCAUGGCGAGCCCAAAUGCCUUGGUUUUAUGGGAGGCCCAGUUUGGAGAUUUCCACAACACGGCUCAAUGCAUCAUCGACCAGUUUGUUUGUCCAGGUCAAGCCAAGUGGGUGCGGCAGAAUGGAAUUGUAUUGCUCCUGCCACAUGGUAUGGAGGGCAUGGGUCCAGAACAUUCCUCCGCCAGACCAGAACGUUUCUUGCAGAUGUGCAAUGAUGAUCCAGACGUGUGGCCUAAAGCCUCUGAAGACUUUGCUGUAGGGCAGCUUUACGACUGCAACUGGAUCGUUGUCAACUGCUCCACUCCAGCCAAUUUCUUCCAUGUGAUCCGCAGACAGAUCCUGUUGCCUUUCCGCAAACCGCUGAUUGUCUUCACUCCCAAGUCCCUCUUGCGCCACCCUGAAGCCAGGUCAAGUUUUGAUGACAUGUUGCCGAGCACUCAUUUUCAGAGAAUUAUCCCGGAAGCAGGCCCCGCAUCCCAGAACCCAGAGGGGGUGAAACGCUUGAUUUUCUGCACAGGGAAGGUGUACUAUGAGCUCACUAAAGAACGCUCAGGCCGUGACAUGGAAGGGGACGUGGCUAUUGCUCGAGUGGAGCAGUUGUCUCCAUUCCCGUUUGACCUUGUGGAGAAGGAGGUGCAGAAGUACCCCAAUGCUGACUUGGUUUGGUGCCAGGAAGAGCACAAGAACCAGGGCUAUUACGACUACGUGAAGCCCAGGCUACGUACUACAAUACACCGCACUAAACCUGUCUGGUAUGCUGGGCGUGACCCUGCCGCUGCUCCUGCCACCGGCAACAAGAAAACCCACCUGACGGAACUCCGACGUUUUCUCGAUACUGCGUUUAACUUGGAUGCCUUCAAGGGCCACUUUUAGACCUGCACCUACUUCUCUCCUUUUGCGCUCCCCGACUCUUCAUCUGUACAGGGGACUCUCCAUGUCUUUCCUUGUCCUUUGGCAGAGAAGCUUCUCUAAGUCAUUUUGGUUUGUUGCUGCUAUUAAUGUGCCCCCCAACACAAGCUUAUCCACAGGUAGUGGAGGAGAGGGGAUGUGGUUGGUACCCAUAUACAUCGGGCAUUAACCUCAAGGGCUGUUUUUGAUUCCUUUUAAAAUGGUGUUAGUAUUAGCGACUCCGAACAAUCUGCAUUCAGUUGUCCACUAUCUUUUAAAGUAAGAUGUCUGAAUUACAACUCUGAGCCUGACUGGUGAAUUCUGGGAGCUAUAAUUCAGCAAUUGGAGAGACACAAGUUACUUGUCCUUUAAAGAAGUUCUUCCUGCCAGUCUUUUAUUCCCUUUACUGCUGGCUGGUCCUGCAAGGCACUGGAAUGGGUGUAUGACAGAUAAUUGCAAUGGGCUGUUUUAUUCUAUUCAGAUUGGGUUACUAACCUGUGUUUUACCCCCUCUUAUUGCACAUCUACAGCCCUUUGUAUAUAUAGAUACCAUUGUUUCUGUACAGAAGUGUCUGUGAGAAGGAUGUUACGGAUAUGCACCAGACUGCAGUUCUAUUCCCUCCAUAGUUAAUAUGUUGCAUAAGGACCCCCAGUAAAUGCCUUGCAGAACUUUGUACAUGGAUAAAUAUUUUACCAGAUAUCCCGACACCCCCCCCCCCUUUUAUGUCCUAGUAUCAGGCGAAUACCCAUUUGGCUUCACUAGACCUUUUAUUUGCAUGAGGGAAAUGCAGAGUGUAGGGCAAAUGCUCCUUGUUUAGAUUUUAACCCUUUCUCUUUCCAGCCGCUUUUUUAGGAGGUUCAAUUAUUUUAUGUGCAGCUGCAAAACUAUAAGAGAAGAGGAUUGAUCUCUGACCUCCGCUGCCUGUCCCCGCUCUUCUCCCACCAUGCACUGCCCCUCUUAUAUACAAGCUUGCAUAUCAUUAUCUUGGCAAAGAAUUCUGGGUAACACUCCAUCCUUUUAGCUAUGCAUUUUUUUUUAAAGAAAUACCCAGCAUUCUUUGCUGUCUUAACCCAUUCUCUGCCAUCCCUAGUUCCUGUGGUUGAUAAAAAUAAACAGUCCCUUUACAGCCACACGUGCCAAAUUCCCAAACGCAGAAGGAAGAGGCGGUGAGGAAAAAAACCAAGCGUGUCCCAGGAACCAAUCAAGCUAAAGGAUUUUAUAAGCAGGCCACUGACAAAAACAAUCUUAUUUAUUUUGUUAAAUAAAAUGAUCUAAAUAUA
Messenger RNA from Xenopus laevis (African clawed frog), 4608 nucleotides. RefSeq names its product oxoglutarate dehydrogenase S homeolog (gene ogdh.S). Gene Ontology annotation, cellular component: oxoglutarate dehydrogenase complex; mitochondrion; nucleus. Gene Ontology annotation, molecular function: oxidoreductase activity, acting on the aldehyde or oxo group of donors, disulfide as acceptor; oxoglutarate dehydrogenase (succinyl-transferring) activity; thiamine pyrophosphate binding. The record is from RefSeq and is a predicted model, not a curated record. The transcript has 24 exons. Gene Ontology annotation, biological process: 2-oxoglutarate metabolic process; tricarboxylic acid cycle. Lineage: Eukaryota; Metazoa; Chordata; Amphibia; Anura; Pipidae. Bases 203 to 3313 code for a protein of 1036 amino acids.